Molecule: messenger RNA, 3190 nt
Organism: Nasonia vitripennis (jewel wasp)
Lineage: Eukaryota; Metazoa; Arthropoda; Insecta; Hymenoptera; Pteromalidae
Exons: 6
Coding region: 1444-2271 (275 amino acids)
Source: RefSeq, a predicted model, not a curated record
CUUGCUUGAGCUGGUGCUUGAUGCCACGUGCGGCUAGCGCCUGCUUCCAGGGAACGGCCAGCAGCAGCAGCAGUAGCAGCAUCGCCGCCGCCGCCGCCGCUCCUCCUCUCCUCGACGCUGCAGCACCAGUCAUCUUCGUCGUCGCCGGCGCAGCAGUCAGUCACCCGCGGACACCAUCGAUCACCACCACCCUCGUCGCGCACUUCACUGUAUUAUGCCCUCUACAAUCUCGCGUAUUAAUAUCAAUAUUACCGAUCGACUGCCAAAACACACGACGACUUCGCACCAGCUUCUAUACAAAUCAGAUCGAGAGGGAAUGAGCGAUGAGCUGCUGCUGCGCCGACGACGACUCGGUUCUUCCUUGGCUACUCGGUUGCCUCGACAUCCUAAGCUAAUGAGCCCAAUGGGAUCGCGAAUUCGUUCGUUUCUUUUCGACGCGACUCGCCGUUCGUUCGAGGCUGCAACAAUAUAAUAAGCUACGAUAACAUCAAAUAUAUAUUACAAGUAUACCGGCGACGGCGGCUCGCGCGAGAGGGGAAGCGCACGCUGCAAGCGCCGCAAGCGAACUGACUCCUCGAGUCUCUCGGGCGGCCUCACUGCCGGCGCGCGCGCGCCCCGCAAAACGCCAUCUCUCUCUCUCUCACUCGCUCUUCUGUUUUCUUGCUCUCUCUCUCUCUCUCUCUCUCUCCUCUCCGAAUCUCGUCGCCGCCACCGCUGCAAGGUGGACCGGCUAGUAAAGUAAAGCGACUAGCGAUGUUCCGACUUUCCGGGAGAGGUGGGCAGUCAAUGAACGCCGACGAUAGCGGCUGUGUUGUGUAUGCGCAUAGCCGACGAGGCGAUGGACCGUGAGAUCGACGCCGUUUGGAUGGGAAAACUUGAGAUGGAUCCAAUCGACGAUUUCACGGUAUAGCGGCGGUUAACCAAUGGACUUAUCAAGUCUAGAGAAUCAAGACUCAUUCAGACUUUCAACGCGCCGGAGACUCCUCAAUGGACUUUUUAAGCGUUUUCGAGGAAUCGUUUAAUUUUCCUCGAAGUCGGGGCACUCGGACUGCCGAAAGGAAGAAAAACAAGCACAGGCCACUGUCGUCAAUCGCGGUUUGUUUAUUUUGAACUCGACAAACCCUAAUGAGCUGGUGCCGAGGGAGACUUGAUCAACGAAUUUUAUCAGAAAAUUAAACCAUCCAUUGUAAGACCAUUGUCACCAGCCUCUCGACAAUCGUCACGCAUUACAAAAGCACUUGCCGCGGCGCUCAUCGGAGAGGACCUCGUUCCGAGUGCCAACAUCCAGUGUUAAAACCUCGAGAACGAGCGAGGAAGAAAGAAAGAAAGAGAGAGUGGAGAGUAUAUGGCCGUCCCAUCCAAGUGCGUUGGUCCCGCGCACUGGCCCCUUAAAUCAGCGGAGGCCCAGCCAGUGCCGCGGCGAGCGCAGGAUGUAGUUUCGAAAUGUCGGACCGAAGAGCCUACACCGUCACGGUCAGCGAAACCCGUAUGAUGGACCCGGCACGAGCGGAGGCUGUCCUGGGCGUCCUGUACGUAGCCUCGGCCGCGACAUCGCUCAUCUCGGCGGCGUCGCUCGUCGUGGCCUGGCAGCACUGGGCCUGGACCCUCGACGUCUGCAUCAACUUCGACUGCGGCUGCAUACUCUACGGGGUCAACACCUUCAGCACCUUCAUGGGCGGCGACGUCAAGCUCUGCCACUACGGCUCCUUCGGACUGAUACCCGCGAUCAUCGCUGGGAUCGGCCUGGGAUUCUAUCAUGGCUACCGGAGCUGUAUUCCCAGGAGUCUCAGCGAACCAAGGGCCCUCGCCGUGGCGAGGCAUCGCCACAGCAGAACAAGCUUGGACGGCCAGGUGGUGGUGAUCGGGCCGAGACAGCGAGCGCCCUGCAAGCAGUGGAUGCCCGCGGCCUUCAUCGCCGUCCUCAUCUGCUGCCUCUCGCUGGCGCACGCGGUUGUCCUCACCGACGGCUACUACAAGACUUGCGAGCAGUACCGGCGAAACCUGGUUCGACUCCUCAACUCCACGGGACAGGAACUGCAGGCGAUCCACAACAGACUGAGCUGCGGAGCCAUCCUCGACUUCAUGGACUACAUCCAGCCGGACGCUAACAAUUGGCGACGGAGCGACGCCAUCAACACGGGUUUGGCCCUGCAGCUCGCUAUCGUCAUGUCCUGGCUCAACUUCUUCUCCUGGGUCACGAUCUUCCUCGUCAACAUCAACAUGGCCAGGCAGAGAUUCAAGAGCUUGAACGAAAAGAUGUGCUGCUGCUGAUGACGGCCUCUAGAUUAUUUUAUGCGCUUCUGCUUCGUUACCGAAAUGAUGAAUUUUAAUUUACUGCCGUGCUGUGAAGUCAGAUGUAGUUGUGUAUUAGAAAAUUAUGAGUGGAUUUAUUAGAGGUAAUCAUGUCGCCGUAUCGUAUACCUUGGACUGUAAAAUGUGUAUUGAAUGUUGAUUGAAGCAAGUUUAGUGUUCUAAGAUGUACAAUAAUUGAUAAGAUUUUCACGUUAUAAUACAGUUUAUUUCUCAGCGCUUUGUACUUUAUACAUAUAGAAUAUACAAUAAUGUUUGACUUUGUAUACACACACGCCUCUACUGGACCAUGAAAAAUAUCCUCGUUCAAUUUUUAUCCUCGUACUUCGAUAAAAGCAGCUAGACAAAAUAAUUUCGCGAAAAAUCAACUUUCACGCUCUUAUGAGUCUAUAGAUCAAACGCCUUUCUCCCUCCAACUCCCGCAUGUGUACAGAAUAAUCUUUAUUUAUCCUUCCUUCAUUUUUCUUCUCUAUAAUAUAAUAUAUUCAUAUAAAUUCUUCUCUUUCAUAUAAUAUAUGCAUAUAAGGUAGAGUGAUUGUAAUUAAUAGUGCAUUCGUAACCUAUUAACCAUACACUUAAUCGUAAUACAAAUUAACAACGCUCGAAAAGUCGCAAAAGCGAUUUUCAUUUGUCGCGCACGCCUAUAACAGUAAGGAUGCUGCCUAUUAUCAAAAUACAUAGCGUGUGCAACGAUCUUCUCAAAUACGAUAACACACUUGAAUAAUGACAUCUCACUCGUUCAUUUUCAUAGAGAAGCUUCUAAAAGCGCACGCUAAACUGCAAACGCAGAAAAUCUGAUGGGUCGAUUACAGAGAUUUUUGCUACAUAUUUAUUAUAAUACGGAUUGUUAAGCAAUAAAUGUUUUCAUUGCGCUAUCGAA